Oryzias melastigma (Indian medaka) is the source of this 988-nucleotide messenger RNA. RefSeq names its product P1, F-box associated domain containing (gene nccrp1). Gene Ontology annotation, molecular function: ubiquitin protein ligase activity. NCBI's taxonomy places the organism in Eukaryota, Metazoa, Chordata, Actinopteri, Beloniformes, Adrianichthyidae. Gene Ontology annotation, cellular component: SCF ubiquitin ligase complex; cytoplasm. Bases 76 to 777 code for a protein of 233 amino acids. The record is from RefSeq and is a predicted model, not a curated record. The transcript is spliced from 6 exons. Gene Ontology annotation, biological process: glycoprotein catabolic process; SCF-dependent proteasomal ubiquitin-dependent protein catabolic process.
GUGUGGCGUGGUCGGGGCCGACCUCCUCAACUCCAAACACUUCCGGCAGCGUCGGCAGUUUGUUUGUGGAGCAGCAUGAGCGCAGCGGAGUGGGAGAGGAGGUGCGAGGCGGAGUGGGGUCUGCAGGGAGCGCCGAUGCCCGACCACCUGGACUGGAAGUCCAUCUACGAGGCCAAGCCGCUGGGACGGAACCUGCUGAAGAACCCCGCCCCUCUCGGUUUAAGUAAAGCCUCGCCCCCACCAGAACCUGACCUCCCUGAUGCCCCCCCACGUGGACCCCCACGCUUUCAGCCCGAUGGUGACUUUACUGCGUGGACUACGGGCACUGAGGUUCUGCCCUACGACACCAGUGGCAUCCCUGAGGGGGUAGUGAUCUGCGCUCUGCCCCAGUUCAGCUGGUUCACCCUGGAGCAGGUGGUGGACUUGAAAGCGGAGGGCCUGUGGGAGGAGCUUCUGGAUGAUUUUCAGCCUGAAAUCGUCGUUCAGGACUGCUACGAGGAGAGUCAGCUCCAUCAGUCCAUCUACCAGCUGCAGGUGAAGCUUCUGGCUGCAGACAGAACUACAGUGAUCUCGGAGCACAGCGUGAGCCCCACGGAGGACCUGAGCACGUACUCACACCAGUGGAAGGAGGUGUCGCACGUGUUCUCCAGAUACGGACCCGGCGUCAGAUACAUCCACUUCCUGCACCGGCUGAAGAACAGUUUCCUGAACGACUUCUUCCCGACGCGCUUCACGGACAGCUCCGUGGUUAUCCGAGCGGUUCGCUCCAGCUCUUAGCUGCAUCCCCAGUCAAACUUCAUCAAGACAGUGGAAGCUGGAACAUGAUGACUAAUAAUCUGCAAAACAAUCAGAAUAGCUAGAUUUUAUUGAUUUAUUUCUGCUGAGUUGAUGAUUUUUAUAAGUUAGAUUGAAUCAUUUUAAAUCAAAUGUCUGUCUUUUUGCGCUUUAUUCUUGUAAAAACGCAAAAAAUAAAGAAGAAACAUGAUUA